AUGGCCAGAGCUAGAAUAGACUGCACUGGUGAUGCGCCGGCAAUGGAGCCAGAUGUGCUCAGAUCAUUAGGUUCAGACCAUUCGAUUGCGUCCUCCUUUGAUGUAGCUCCAGAUAGUCUGGUUUCCAACUCCAAUACAACUCUAUACAGCGAUCAUAACAUUCUCAAUGAACUCGCUUUGAAAAAUUUACAAUGUUAUAAUGCAAACUUCGAUAAGAUCGAUAAUGAAUUCAUCUAUUUAAUAGAUCCAGUACCUGUGCAUACCCCAGACUACACAAGCGUUUUCCCGUAUCAGGUUAGUAAACUUUCACAGAACCCAAUAUACGAGAGAGUAGUGAAAAAUGAAUCACUUCCACCUUAUAAGCAUACGAUUUACAAAUAUACAGUGGUGUCUGUGAAACAGGAGUUUGCAACACCUUAUGAACCUUCAUUGAAUAGAAAUUGGGUUAACCUGAUAGUGGAGCUAAAUUCCACCCAGUUGAAUUUUUAUAGCAUCGAAGAAUCAUUGACAUCAAGCAUCAAAAGUUACUCAAGUAAUGUAUUCGAAACAAAUGAUUUUCGUUUAAAUUCAAACGCAAAGUUUCAUAAUUUUUUUAAGAAGACUAAGACAUAUAUGUUGGAUGAUGUAGAGACAAAGAAAAUACUGAAGAAAAUAAAAAAAAAUCCAUCGAAAUAUUUGAAUAAUUCCAAUAUGGUAACAUCUUUCUCGUUGCAAUUUGGUAAAGUGGGGAUCCCUAAAGAUUACAAGAAGAGAUCACAUGCUCUGAGACUUAGACUCGAAACCCAACAAUUUUUAAUUAAAUUUCCAACUAUAGAUGAUUUGAUUUAUUGGGCAAAUUAUAUACAUAUGGGUAUUUGCAUAUCUUUGGAUUUGGAUUUAAGAGAAUUACCGAAAUAUAAAUUCAUUCCACGUAGAAGAAGAAGAAGGAGAGAUGUUAUAUCCGAUGAACCACAUGAGAGAAACGAAAGAAGACCUCAGAUCAGUGGUUAUAUACGUUCCAGUUCAGGAUCUGCAUUGUUCAUGUCAAAUCCAAAUCGCGACAAUUAUCUUUCGGAACAUUUAAAUUUAUUACAUUCAACGCCAAUAUCUGAUAAGAGUCAUUCUCCGUUGAUAUCACAAUCUUUGAAGUCGCCAACAGGUUUGAAUGAUGGAAGGUCUAACAGUCUUUCGAUAAAAAUUAAAAAUAUUUUUAAGUCAAAUAAAUCGAGACCUUCUUCGACUUCUAAUACGCCUUCAAAUUCGAGAUCCUCGACACCAGUUUCCUUAUCGCGUAAAGAACACUUUCAAAACACAAGAACAAGAACAACACGUUCAACAUCUUUACCAAGUUCGAUACGAUCACCAGCAUUAACUACAAAGAAAUCAUUAUCAUCCAUAAAGGUAAAUAUUAAACAGGACAGAAUAGAAAAUUCAAGUACUUGUACUAUUCACGCACCAGCAGCUAGGCAUAACACGAAUAUGAAUUCUUUAUUAAAUUCGGAUUCAUUUAAUAAUGAAAGAAGCAGUAAGAAUGAAGUGAAUUCUUUCAUCGACAAACCUAUUGAUUUAAUUGCAUUUGGGGAGGAAUCCCCAACAACAGAACAAAACAUCUCUCCUAAUUCAAUGGAGAGACGCACUCUUGAUCCUAAUCUCACCAUACAAAAUGAAAAAUGUAAACAUUCUAUUAGUCUUCACCAAAUGGACUAUUUAGAUGUUAUAGGCGAAUAUAAUAAUGAAGACGAUGAGUAUGAAGAAGGAGAAGAAAUUUAUUCCGAUGGAGAUUAUGCAGAAGACGAAAUCAUGUCGAGAUCUAACUCUACCAACAGAUUAUCCAUUUAUGAUGUUGAAGGUUUUUUCCAUGAAAGUGAUGAUGAUGAUGAUUAUGACUUUCAUUUCAACGGUGUAACCAAUUCACAAACUAGGACUACAAGCAUGAACGAAACAAAUCAAACUCCAACUUCAGUACCAGUUAAUCACCAACCUUCCAUUACAAUAUACGACUAUCAUGAUGAAAUAAAGUGGUACCCUCCAAGUAAACAAAUGACAAGAAAAAGAUUUAUUAAACAUUCCUUGAGAUGCCUAAAAACUUUAAAUGAAAAGAAAGCUUGGGUUGGUAAAAUAUGCAUCCAACCACAGAAUAUUAAAUCGUCAGAUGGUAUCAAACCAAUAUACAUUGGUGACCCAAAGAAUAAUUCUAAAUCUUUAAAUGGUUAUCAUAUAGAUUCGCCUACAAGAAACCAUCCCGUUAAAGCAAGUAUUAUUGGACCAGUAGGUUUUAUUCAUUUUUCAGAAAAAUAUACUUUACUUGAUAAAAUGGAAUCAAAGCAUAUAGAAUAA
This is a messenger RNA of Tetrapisispora phaffii CBS 4417, 2316 nucleotides long. RefSeq lists its product as uncharacterized. Lineage: Eukaryota; Fungi; Ascomycota; Saccharomycetes; Saccharomycetales; Saccharomycetaceae. The record is from RefSeq and is a predicted model, not a curated record. The transcript has a single exon. The coding region runs from base 1 to 2316 and encodes 771 amino acids.